UAUGUCAAUUUCAGCAAAGCAAAAUUGUCUUAAAAGUGUAACAUUUCCAUUCUUUGAGCUAAUUAAGUAACAAAAAAAAUUAUGGCAUCUUUCAAUAGCAAAUGGAGCUUGAUUUGCUUCUUGAUUAUUUGUUCAAUGACAUUUUUUCACCAAGCUAUGGCAGCCUACUAUUCCACACCCCUUACGUUUAAAGCCAUGCCUUGGAAGCAAGCUUAUGCCACAUUUUACGGAGACGAGUCCGCGUCUGAAACAAUGGGUGGAGCAUGUGGAUAUGGAAACUUAUUCAAUUCAGGUUAUGGAACAGCAACAGCAGCAUUGAGUACAGUAUUAUUUAGCAAUGGAUAUUCAUGUGGUCAAUGUUUCCAAAUAAUGUGUGUAAAAUCAAAGUUUUGCUACAAAGGAUACACCACAAUUACAGCCACAAACCUCUGUCCACCCAAUUGGUCCCAAGAUUCAAAUCAUGGUGGAUGGUGCAACCCCCCACGCCAACACUUUGACAUGUCUAAACCAGCUUUCAUGAAAAUUGCUCAAUGGAAGGCUGGCAUUGUCCCCGUUGCGUAUCGCAGGGUACCUUGCGUCAAGAAAGGCGGGAUCAAGUUCGCGCUCCAAGGAAACGGUUAUUGGUUAUUGGUAUACGUGAUGAACGUAGCCGGUGGCGGUGACGUGGCAAGCAUGUGGGUGAAGGGAAGCAAGACAGGGUGGAUGAGCAUGAGCCAUAAUUGGGGUGCAUCAUACCAAGCAUUUGCAACUCUUUCAGGCCAAACACUUUCAUUCAAGCUCACUUCCUACACAUCUCAUGAGACAAUUAUUGCUUACAAUGUUGCACCUUCUAAUUGGCGCGUAGGCAUGACUUACCAAGCCAAUGUUAACUUCCAUUAGUCAUGUAGUUGGCAAAAACAUAGGCUAAAGCGGAUUAGUCGGGUCAGUAGAUUCUGAAUACUUUCUUCUAGAUGUCCCGAGCCUCAAAGGCAAUAUUUUUCGCCUUGCUUUUUUUUUGUACCCUUUCAUUAUCUAGGCGCCCUUCAAGGAGUGGUGCUAUAUGGUCAU
Capsicum annuum is the source of this 1047-nucleotide messenger RNA. RefSeq names its product expansin-A18. Lineage: Eukaryota; Viridiplantae; Streptophyta; Magnoliopsida; Solanales; Solanaceae. Gene Ontology annotation, biological process: plant-type cell wall organization. Gene Ontology annotation, cellular component: extracellular region. The record is from RefSeq and is a predicted model, not a curated record. The transcript is spliced from 3 exons. The coding region runs from base 82 to 879 and encodes 265 amino acids.